This is a messenger RNA of Menidia menidia (Atlantic silverside), 2827 nucleotides long. The record is from the annotation of a GenBank genome assembly. Lineage: Eukaryota; Metazoa; Chordata; Actinopteri; Atheriniformes; Atherinopsidae.
GCAUGCGCACACCAUAGUUUGUCUGCGUGUCAUGUUGAACGUUAGAGCUGGAGAGCUGUAGUCAACAUGUCCACCACCGCAGCUCCCCAAAACAAUAACGAAGAGUCUGGGCUUCAAGGCUCCUGGGUAGAGCUGGAACUGAACGGGAAUACAGGGGCCCAGGUCAGCCAAACCAGCCUCUCAACAUCACCUGCUGCUGACCAAAUGAACGCAAACGUGGCCAUGAGUCAAUCCCUCCAGAACCUGGAAGUGGCUGAAACGGAUGAAUCUCUGAUUGGAGGACUAGAACAUGUGCCAUCAUCCUCCUCUAUCCAUAAUGGAGACAUGGAAAGAAUUCUCCUGGAUGCACAGCACGAGUCCAGUCCAAGUAGCUCCUCCUGUGAUAGUCCUCACAGGCCACCGAGUCCAGAGCAGGAUGAUGGACAAAUUACAUUUGAUGUGGAGAUGUCCAGUCCCAGAGGUAGUCAGUCAGAGAUAGACUAUGCAGAGAAGGACAGAGAGGAUGAUAUCUUGAUGAACAAAGAAAUUGAUUGGGUUGCUGACUGGUCGAGCAGACCUGAAAACAUUCCACCAAAGGAGUUCGUCUUCAGGCACCCCAGGCGCUCAGUCUCACUGAGCAUGAGGAAGAGUGGAGUCAUGAAGAAAGGGGGGAUUUUCUCUGCUGAAUUCCUUAAAGUUUUCAUCCCUUCCUUGCUCAUUUCUCACAUGCUGGCUCUUGGCCUCGGAGUGUACAUUGGGAAGAGAAUUGCCACAGCCUCCACCAGCUCCUACUGAAUAUAAAUUUAAGCAGUGCCUGCUUGUUCUUCAAGUCUCUCAACCAGCUUUCAGUAGUCAGGCUCUUUCAGCAUCUGUUGUACACCCUCAUAUCCCCUUAACUCCACUUGAGCUGGUGUCACAUUGUAGAUGUCGUCAUACUCAUUGUGUAGUUGCACUCCAUUAGGUUUUGAUACAGGGGCCAUAUCGCCGGACAUGCAGUCACUUGAAUCUAACCCAGAAAUAUUUGACGGAAAGUUGAUGUUGGGUGGCUUCAAGUCGAAACUUCUUUUGUUGUCCAGAUGUUAGGAUACCACAUAUCUGGCCUUUGUCUUUGCUGCAUCUCUCCUCUGUUUUCUUAAAAGGCAGAGAGUAUAAUCCAGUAGUUCUCGUUACAUCUGCAGUGUAAACUAAUCAAGUAAGUGAGAGAAGGGUGUUUUAUUGCCUCGACUUAUUGAGCUAAGCUUUCGAGGCGAAGUGAUUAUGGAGUUAGGGUGUGGCUGAAUGAAUGCUGCACACUUGGAACUUUUGAAAUUCUGCACAUUUUUCUUGAUAGAAAUUAUAUCAUGUUAUCCGCUGAAGGUUUCCCAUGAAAGGCGUGUUUUUUUGUGUUUUUUUUAAGGUUAGAAAGUUUAAAUCUGGUAUGCAGCUUCAGAAUUUUCACUUUGUGACUUUUAGAGUGUAUAAUGAUAGGUGGACUGAAAGCUGUAGGCAGUAUACCAGGCCAUGUGUGUCAUGUAUCUCUGCCUAAAUAUCUUUUUUAAGGAAAAAAAAACAUAUAAUGUAACAGCAUUAGCAAAGUGCCAAAUUUCUUUCACCACUGCACAUUGGUGAUUUAUCCUAGGCUGUUUUUUGUUUGAGUUUUGUUUUCUCAUAUGUUUUGUUAUUUAAAUAUGUAGAUGUGAACAAUAAUUUAAGCUGUGAUCUGCCCUAUGUACUAGACACCUCUAACAUUGUAUGAUUUGUCCAUUCAUUAAUAAUAAUGCUUAUUAUAUCUGAUGCAUUGUGGCAGUGUUAGUAUCGUGUUUUGCUGUUGCUCAUUUACUUAAGCUCCAGUGACUGAAACCAGGACCACAGAGGAGGGACCGCUCUUAGGAGUGUCAUCUGACUUUAAUGUAGGCUUCACCGUACCAUAAUUUCACAAUAUUAUACAAUAAUAUGUACAGUGUCUCUUGAACAUCCAGUGAGGCAAUAGAAAACUCUCUUGAGGAAAAUGUGUACGUUUCUGUACAUUUAUCUCCCUUGCAUGGUAUUUCGGAAAGUCUUUGUAAAUGGAUUAGUUUAUAAUACAAUUAUACAAUAACUGCAGUACAUCACUUAUUUAGACUUUGUGCGUGACUCAAUUUACUAUUGAUAAUUGGUCCUAGCAGACUACUCUCAUAAUUAAUUACUGUGCAAUACACAGUACGGUAUUUUAUUUGAUAGAAAUAAAGUUUGUGCUGUAUGUAGUGGGUCAUGUAUAAACUAAAAAAGGACAAAGUAAAGCUACUUUUUCAUUCAUUAUUCUUAAGAGGUCCAUAUGCACCUCUGUUUUGGUAGCAGCAGUGAGCUUUGUAAAAUUUGGAUUAUACUAAAAACAGAUUAAGAUAAGAAUACAUUAAUUGAGAAGCAGUUUCAUGUUUUAACAAAAAAAGAGCACAACAAAAGGAAGACAGAAUGUGGUUGCUGUAAAUCCCACUAAGGCACAACACUUCUGUAACAACCAGCUAUGUGGACACAUUCAAAAACAAAGUUAAAACGUAUUUAAAUCAGCUUACUUCAUCAUGUGAAAGAUCAUUAAAAUAAUUUAAACUCCUUUGUUUCCUUUAAAUUCAUUAAACAAGUUUUCUAAGGAAAAUCCUCAUGGAUUUGGACAUAUUUAGAGUUAGAGUACAUUUUUAAAGCCUGCUUGGUCAUUCAAUAAAAAAAAAAAACUCAAAUACGGCAUUCUGCUAAAGAUAAAAGGACAAGAAAAGAAAAAAAGACAAGAAAAGCUGUGAAAGCUGCAUCUGCAGAAUAUGACAAAAUCAAUGAUUUUUUCAAAUUGCUUUUUGCUGAGUUGUCAGAUAAAUCGAUUGCUUAGACACGGUUGUCA